Molecule: messenger RNA, 899 nt
Organism: Truncatella angustata
Lineage: Eukaryota; Fungi; Ascomycota; Sordariomycetes; Amphisphaeriales; Sporocadaceae
Exons: 2
Coding region: 117-641 (174 amino acids)
Source: RefSeq, a predicted model, not a curated record
ACCAGCUGUUUCAAUUCAUGACACAAAAUCUAUAUGCAAACAAUUCGCUGGUUUGAAAUCCCGUACGUCCAAGUAACGCAAGCUAUUUAUUUAAUAUAUAUAUAUAUACGCAGAAAAUGGUACUAUUGACGCCUUCACAAGUAUCCGUAGCGAUCUCUUCGGUUAUAGUGGUUUUAUUUACAUCAGCACUGUUCCUCAGUGGCUACGUGAUACAACAGCGCACGCUGCGCGACCUGCGGAAAGCUAUCAGACCAGAUCCUCGACCAAGUCCAAAAAUCUAUCUGCCGGACAGAUUUAAGCAAUCUACGACCGAAUUGCCCGAUGGCACAGUUGUAGAUAUAAGCGACGAAGACUUGUCUAGUGGGAAUCCUGCACAAAACAAGAAGGGCGAUUUCGUCAUCGAAAUUCGCCCUACAAUACCUGAAGACGACGCGCAACAGCAAGUGAUUACAGGGAUAAGGCAAAAGCAGGAAAACCCUAACAGUAAAGAGGCCAAAGGCAACAGUCUCAGCAGGGAGAAGCAAGACAAAAAGGGCGAAGAGCCCGUCAGUAGAGCUGAGAGGCGGAGGCGCAUCAAGGAAGAGAUCCGAGAGCUUUCACAAGGCGAAUCGCCAAUGUAUUAUCAGCGUAGGUUAUGGUGAACGUAUGAGACGUCACAGUUGUGGGAAAGGGUACGUACAUACAGGCAAUUCGCCAGCUAUGUAAAUCACGGGAUCAAGCAUGUGCUUUGUGCUUUUGGAGUUACGGUAUAUAGGUUGGAACAUGGGUUACGGCUGAUAUGAUUUUACGUGGUACUGAGGCAAGCAAACGAGUAUAAGGAUGUUGGCGCACUCAGUGCAGUUAUAACAGUCGCAUCGAACGUUUUGGUUCUCGCAAUUUUCUGAGCCCCAUGAAAGUUU